UCAGACACAUAUACGGAGCACGUAAGAAAAAUAAAAACUGGUUCAGCGACAGAGUUGGAUUCAUUUCUCUUACCUCUAUCAAAUACCACCCAAACAUCGUCGUCUUCUACACUCUUCUCUGGUAAGUUCAUCGAAAGAUCAAAUCAAGAUCCCUGCCAAAAUGAACGACGGUGAUGUAUCCAAGCAGAUCCAGCAGAUGGUGAGAUUCAUCCGCCAGGAAGCGGAGGAAAAGGCUAACGAGAUCUCUGUUUCCGCUGAAGAGGAGUUCAACAUCGAAAAGCUUCAAUUGGUGGAAGCGGAGAAGAAGAAGAUUAGGCAGGAGUACGAGAAGAAGGAGAAGCAAGUUGAAAUCCGAAAGAAAAUUGAGUAUUCGAUGCAGCUUAAUGCAUCUAGGAUCAAGGUCCUUCAGGCUCAAGAUGAUGUGGUUAAUGCUAUGAAAGAAUCAGCAUCCAAGGACCUUCUCAAUGUGAGCCAUGAUCACCAUGUUUACAAAAGGCUUUUGAAAGAUCUAAUUGUUCAGAGUUUAGUUAGACUGAAAGAGCCUGGAGUCCUACUCCGUUGUCGCAAAGAAGAUUUGCAUUUGGUGGAGUCUGUUCUGGAUUCAGCAAAGGAGGAAUAUGCUUCUAAAGUGAAUGUUCAUCCACCAGAGAUAAUCAUUGAUGAUGUCCAUCUUCCCCCUGGCCCUUCUCAUCAUCAUGGUUUUUUCCAUCAUCAUGCUGAGGCUCACGGACCUUUCUGCUCUGGAGGUGUAGUCAUAGCAUCUCGAGAUGGAAAAAUUGUGUUUGAGAAUACCUUGGAUGCACGGUUGGAUGUUGCAUUCAAUAAGAAACUUCCAGAGAUCCGCAAGUGGCUUUUUGGUCAGGUUGCUGCUUGAAGGCUUAAGAUGGUAUUGUUUUUCUCAGCAGCUUUUGUCAUCGGCCAUAGAGCAUAGUGAUUAAGUUAUUUGUUCCAUGUAUUUGCUCUCUCAUAUUGUUCUCCCCGAAUAGUUUAUUUGUUUGAUAAAAGUCAGUGAAACUCUUGUUCGAUUGGUCCGUAUAUCAUUUUGUGGGAUUGUGAAAGUACUGUUUUUAAAUAAUGAAUAAAAUUUGAAAUGUUUGCUUA
Gossypium raimondii (Peruvian cotton) is the source of this 1101-nucleotide messenger RNA. RefSeq names its product V-type proton ATPase subunit E. Gene Ontology annotation, molecular function: proton-transporting ATPase activity, rotational mechanism. Gene Ontology annotation, cellular component: proton-transporting two-sector ATPase complex, catalytic domain. The transcript is spliced from 6 exons. NCBI's taxonomy places the organism in Eukaryota, Viridiplantae, Streptophyta, Magnoliopsida, Malvales, Malvaceae. The record is from RefSeq and is a predicted model, not a curated record. The coding region runs from base 161 to 874 and encodes 237 amino acids. Gene Ontology annotation, biological process: proton transmembrane transport.